CUACCGGUGUGUCUUGAUUACCGGGUGAAGGUAACACACGAGUGUAGUUACAGUUCAAUCACGUUGAGACAAUUUAUUUAGUCGUGUCCGUCAGUUUUAUUUCAUUGCAUAUUGUAUGAUAUUGUUCAGAAUGUUAUUGGAUUUUUUUUCAAUUUAUUUAUUUAUUUAAUUGCUUGAAUUUCUUGUGUGAUUACAACACACUGCACGCUGUUGUGAAUGCAGCGGCUGCAGUUGCCUGCACUCACCUGUGUCGCUGUGAUUUCUUCCGGGUUUUUUCUUCCUCUCUCACUUUCUGUCCACAUCUCUCUGCCUCUUUCACGGUUUGUUUUGAACAUCAUGUCUCGCCGUUUCUGCGGUUUCCAGCAUAUUUAGUUACACUUUGGAUCAAAGUAUGAUGUGUUUUUGGGCUUUUUUCAUGUGUGUCGAGAGAAAAGGAAGCAGCGAGUGAGUGAGUGAGUCAGUGAGUGAGUUAGUGAGGGGGACACCUGUUGUUGUUCGCUGCUUCGGCACUGACAGGACAGAGGACAGGACAGGUGUGUCUGUGCAGACAGCACAGGUGCCGGUGAAACCACUUCAUUCCACUGAAACUCUCGGUCAUAACGUAUCUACUCUUUACUGUUUGGACCAAGGAUUCAACAGUAUGAAAGUGACGGUGACCUUCGGCGACACGGCAGUGGUUGUUCCCUGUAAAACAGGCUGGACGGUGCGGGAUUUAAUCGACCAAGCCUCGCGGAGGUACCGGAGGAUUCUGGAGCAGUAUGAGGAUCUUAGUGUGAAGAUCCACCACUUGGAGUACACCGACGGAGGUAUCCUGGACAUGGACGACCUGCUGAAUGAGCUGGUGGAGGACAAGGACAGGCUGAUUGCAGUCUUCGACAAAGUAAAGCGUGGAAGGACGGACAGUCCCAGAGACAACAUGUCCAACUACUCCAGCGGAGCCCCCAGUCCUGAGCCCCUCCACUACCACUCCCACCUGCAGUUCCUCGAGUCAAACAAGGGAGAGAUUGAAGUCAAUGAAGCCGUCCUCAAAGCAAACACACCCCUGAUGGUGAGGAGCAGCAGCGACUCGGCGUUAGCUCCGGCUCAUGACAUGGUACGAACACCAACACCUGAAGACCCCCGCCACUUGUCUCCUGAAGUGGAAAUCAACCAUGUGCUGAAAGGAGCGUUGGACAGACUGCACACAGACAGCCCACCCUUCAAGAUGAACAAGGUUAACUACAGCUCCCUGACAAAGACAGUGGAGUUCCCUGGGGACCAGCGGCCUCUGGGAAUCCAUGUGGUUCCGUACUAUUCCUCCUUGAGUGGAAGAACGCUGGGUCUCCAUGUCAGAGGCAUCGAGGAGAACAGUCGCUCCAGGAAGGAAAACCUCUUCAAGGAAGACGAGUGCAUCGUCCAAAUCAACGACACACCACUGGAAGACAAGACAUUUGGACAUUCUCAGGAAGUGUUCCGCCAGGCCAUGUCCUCCCCCAUGGUUUACGCUGAGGUUCUUCCUGUGGCCAACAAGCUGCAAUACGAGAAAAGCCUAAUUGGCCAGCUGUUCAAUGCAGAUGACUUAGCAAGAACAAAGAGUCCAACGGUGGUCCGUGCCAGGAUUGACUCACAACCAGAAGCCAAACCUGACCCUAAAGUGAACCAGUUAGUGAGGCGACCAGGCCAACGUUCCAGGACUCCAGACCUGACUGCACUGGAGGUCAAGUCUGAAACCUCGUCCUUAGAGAGAGUCUCUCCCACACCUCCAGAGAGAGCUGCUAGCACCUCCCCUCAACCCAACACCCACAGCCACAGUCAGCCGCCCAGUAUGAGCCCUGUUUCUGACAGUAUGCUGGACCCCAUAAAUAAGAAGGGCGGCAAGAGGAUGAAGAUUGACCUGAAGAAAGGUCCUGAGGGUCUGGGCUUUACAGUCGUAACCCGAGACUCCUCCAUCAAUGGACGAGGGCCCAUCCUGAUAAAGAACAUCCUACCUCGGGGUGCAGCAGUCAAAGAUGGACGCCUGCAGCCUGGUGACCGCAUCCUGGAGGUGAAUGGAGUGGACAUGACAGACCGUAGCCAGGAGGAGCUGGUGGCCAUGCUGCGCAGCACCAAGCAGGGGGAGAGUGUGUCUCUGAUGGUGUCUCGACAGGAGGACCUCUUCUUGCCCCGGGAACUGAAAGGUGAGGAAGCCAACAGUGUGCUGUUGGAGGACGGCAGGGAGCAGCUGAUGUACGAGAUCCCCCUCAAUGAGACGGGCUCCGCGGGGCUGGGCGUCAGCCUGAAAGGCAACAAGUCCAAAGAGACCGGAGAAGAUCUGGGUAUCUUCAUCAAGUCCAUCAUCCAUGGGGGGGCAGCGUAUAAGGACGGACGUUUGACCGUCAACGACCAGCUGGUUGCUGUAAAUGGUGAAUCGCUGCUGGGACAUUCCAACCACACUGCCAUGGAGACACUGAGACGUUCCAUGUCCUCUGAGGGCAAUGCCAGAGGAACCAUUCAGCUGGUGGUGCUCCGUGCUCCCAGACAGAAGAGUGGUUUUGAACCAGGCAAGACCACAGAAGUCUCCUCCGCUCACCAACACAAUCCUCAUGCAGGUUCCAGCAAUCAGGACCCUAGGCUUAAUUCUGCAGGACCCUCCAGAGCAUCGGAGACGGAGACAGGCAGGAACGCCACAGGUCGCAUUCCAGCUCCAAACGAUAACUACUCACAGAACAGAGAGCCGAGACACGCUCCACAUCCAACUGCCACCACCAACGGCAGCUACUCUCAGCACUACAACGAGGACGAGGAGCUGGAUUUCCCACGUCCUCCUUCUCCACGCACCAUGGAGCAAAUAAACCGAAACCUGCGACUGAAGCUUUCUCAGCACAGUGAUUCUCAGAUGCCUCAACACCAGCUGAUCAACAACAUGGACAACCAUCCUCGCAGCAGAGAAUCCAAAAGCAUGGAUAUGGUGGCGGACGAGAGCAACGUUGCAUCUUUGGUCGCACAGAAGAAGAAAGAUCCUUCUGCUGGUACAGCACUGGGUCCAACCCUGGGCCUGUGGAAGUCCAGCUCCCUGGAGAGCCUCCAGACGGCUGUGUCUGAAGCCAAGCAGAAUCACUUCCAAGCCCAGGCUCCCAUUCAUCGUCCGCGGCCUCACAUGGUCCGUGGUCGAGGAUGCAACCAGAGUUUUCGCAUCGCUAUUGACAAGUCCUACGAUGGACCCUCUGAAGAUGACGACGAGCUGUCAGAGCAGAGCUCGGGCCACGAAACGCCGGUUAGCACCUCCUCUCGUCAGGGCCUGGACACAGAGGAGGAGAAGAAGAACAAAACCAAGGGGAAAAAGAAGGAAAAGAAGAACAAAGUGAAGAAGAAAACAGAUGAUUCUGGCGAGGAUUUAGACAAAAAGACCAAAAAGAAAGGAUUUGGUCUCCUAAGGUUUGGUAAAAAGAAAGAAGACAAAAACAAAGAUACAGCAAAAUCAACCAAGGGUAAACUGGAGGUCCUGAGUGAAGAGGACGUGUCCAGGGUCCCUGACACCAGAGAUGGUUAUGACCCACGUUAUGCCGAUGUCCACUCUGGCCACGCCACCCCCGACACCGGUUCCUUCCCUGACAUGGAUGACGAUGACAUGGACCCCAACUACGCCCGCAUCGACAACUUCCGGCAGCCAACGUCGCCUCAGUCGUUCAACACUCGAACGCCCUCCCCCGCAGCAGCGGUGGCUCCUCAGCAGCCACAGCCCUCUGUGGAGGAGCUGGACGGACUCUACGCCAGAGUCAACAAGAGCAGACCACCACAGGUGCAGGCAAACAGCGAUCAACAGAUCCAGAGUGAGCGUCGUGAGUACCAGCAGACCCGAGCCGCUCCUGUCUACGAGGACUUGGAUGCUGCUCGACGCCGAAUUCUAGAGAACGACCCCAACCGGAUGGCGCCGAGAGCGGCAGAACCUCGACGCGGUCAUCUAUACGAAGACAUAGACAAUCGUCACUACAGCUCACAGCCCAGGCGGGAUCCGUAUGAUUACCCCAUCUACUCCAGACCUGUCAAAGAUAAACGAGACGCGGCACCAGGCCACUACCACGACCAGCCUGCUUCCAGUCACACUGGCCGCGUCCCGCUCCCCCAGUCGGGCACCAAUUCUCAGCAGCCGCCCGGCAACCAACGCUACCACCCAUCGUCCUCCCAACAGCACCUCACGGUGGUGAGGCAGGAUGUGCCGCCAUCUCCUACUGCAGGGCACGAAGGGCAAGACCACUACAGAGCUGUCAGAGGGAGGGGCGACGCCCACCGGGAUGCCAGCCCAGGAAGGUACGCAGCCUCCAGGGAGCGCUACGCCAGCCCGGAGCGCUACGACUACAGAGAUGACAGUCAGGCUGAUCCUCGACGGAAAAACCCGCUGAUUAAUGCAGUAUAAAAACGGGAGCCACGUCUGAGUGUGUAAAUCGGCUGUGGCCUAUCAGGUUAGGGUCUUUUUAACAAGCCAUAAAAGAUUAUUGCACAUGUAAUCCACUGUAGCUGUGCGGCUGUACCAGCGGCUGACACACUGCCAGUGCUGACUUCAUUAAAGUUUCCAGAAGAAGCAGUGAGAACAUGGACUCGGGAAAAGGCUGAUUUGAACAAAAAAAGACAUACAGAAUAUUCUUUAAUCCAAAUGGUUGUCUGUAAACCUGUGACUCAUUUUCACCAAAAGACACGAGCUGAUGGUUAAAAUCUUUGUGUCACUAAGUGAAGAAACAACGUUGAUGUGAAGUGAUGGAGAAAAUUAUUUUUAUGAUGGAAACCAGGGGUGGAUGAACCAGUCCAAAUAUUUGCUUAUGGACAAACAAACAAACAAACAAGAAAAUCACUAUCACUGUUAUACUGCCACCUAUUGAA
Messenger RNA from Cynoglossus semilaevis (tongue sole), 4833 nucleotides. It is a transcript of the gene pard3ba, whose product is annotated as par-3 family cell polarity regulator beta a. The record is from RefSeq and is a predicted model, not a curated record. Gene Ontology annotation, molecular function: protein binding; phosphatidylinositol binding. The transcript is spliced from 24 exons. Lineage: Eukaryota; Metazoa; Chordata; Actinopteri; Pleuronectiformes; Cynoglossidae. Gene Ontology annotation, biological process: microtubule cytoskeleton organization; establishment or maintenance of epithelial cell apical/basal polarity; cell adhesion. Gene Ontology annotation, cellular component: adherens junction; apical plasma membrane; cell cortex. Bases 641 to 4372 code for a protein of 1243 amino acids.